Molecule: messenger RNA, 501 nt
Organism: Darwinula stevensoni
Lineage: Eukaryota; Metazoa; Arthropoda; Ostracoda; Podocopida; Darwinulidae
Source: the annotation of a GenBank genome assembly
AUGAAACUGGUAAAGAAGGUGAAGCAGCUGGAAGAACGGCUGGAGAACACAUCGAAGACAUUGGCAGGGGAGAGAGGGUUAAAAACGAAGUUUGAAGCUAAAAGGAAAGAAUUUGAAAAGGAACUCAAAAAGGAACAGUCUGAUCGUGAAGAGAUGGAGCGAAUUAAGCAAAAAAUAGAGACAGAGCUCGGUAAAACCAAAGCUGAGGUAGAAGAGAUGAAACGGAAGCUGCAGGAACAGAUGAAUGCACUAUCUGAGGAAAAGGCAAAGCAUGAAACAAGAAAUAUAGAACUUGUCAGACAUGAGACGUUGCAGGUAGCUGAAAUGCGGGAAAAACUGGAGAAAAUGUGGAAGACUCUUGCCGAAAAGGAGGAACUGAGGGCAAGGCAUGAGGAUCGUAGCAAAGAUCUAUGGAUGAAUCUCCAGAGGGAGCUGACCAUACGUCAAGGGGUAGAGCGAAGCAAACAACAAAUCGAGAGAAAGGUUAAGCAGUCUAAGUAG